AUGGAUUAUAUGCAUCUAGGUGUAAGGUCUAGAAAGACUGGUAUUAACGCUAGGCAAGGUCUCGAGAAAGAUGAAUACAGUAUGGAAAGAAUUGAUGAUUUCUUUAGUGAAGAUUCAACUAGUCAUAUUAGUGGUGAUAGAAGGAAAAGUAGAAGAUCUUCAAUGCUUUCACUACUUUCUAGUGGUGGUCCUAGUGGAUCAUUUGUGUCAGAUUCUGAUCAUCAGCAAUCAACAAGUCCAUCCAGAAGAUCUUCUAGAGUGUACAGAUUCAGUCUUCCAGAAAAUGAUACAAUCCAAGAGGAAGAACCAGUAGAUAAUAACAAUAAUGUCCCAAUUGAUUACGAUCUGCCACCACCACCAACACCAUCACUUUCUGAUAAAAUGGAACAACCGCUGGACGGACCCUCAAUUAGACUUACACCUGAGAAAUCAACAAAUGGAGACGUACCCGAUUUAAUUCAAGAUGAUGAAGAUACCAGAGAUUAUACAUCCUUCAAUACAUCGGAGAAUGCCCUUUUAGAAGAUGAGAUGGAUGAUGAUUACGAAGCCAUUAGCGAAGAAGAUAGAGAUUACGUGGAAGGUGAAUCUUCGUUAGAACAAACAUUAAGUGCAGAUGACAGUGAUAGUAGCAGUAGUAGUGGUAGCGGUAGUGAUGCAGGAGACACUACUAUGGCUAAAAGCGAAGAAGAAGAAGAAGAAGAUUUAGCUACUGUUCCUUCAAGACGAACUUAUGGUUAUGACAACGUACCGCCAGAAAUAUACGAUUCAGAUGAGGAGUACAUUCAAAAGCAGGCACCAGAAUUAGAUCAGGAUCCACAUGCUACGGAUGACCAAAGUCUUAGAAGGUCUAACAGGGUCAAGAUUGCACCUCUAGAAUGGUGGAGGAAUGAAAAAGUGGUUUACAAGAGAAAAACCAGUAAACCAGUAUUGGAGAUCGACAAGAUUGUUACCUAUGACAAAAAUGAUGAAGAGGAUGACGAGGAGGAAUUAUCCAUUGGUCGUCGUAAGGGAAGGAAUAAGAAGAAAACAGCUACUACUACAAGGACAAGGCCUUAUAAUUAUAUUCCAACUGGUAAGCCUAGGGGUAGACCCAGAAAACACAAGGCAUUUGGCAUGAGUGGAGGCCUUGUGGAAAAUCCAAAUACCGAUCUUUUAGAAGAAAUUAACCAAGGUAAAAUACCUCAAGGUGAAUGGUUACAACAUGGUAUUUUGGAGGCUAACGUUAAUGUAACCAUGGAUAGACAAGGAGAUGAAAUAAUUGCAUUUGCUCCCAAUUUAUCACAAUCGGAACAGAUUAAGGAAACAGAAGAUGAACAUUUCUCAUUGGAGGUCAUGUUUGAUGCUCAUAAGGAUCAUUUUGCCAGUGGUAUGUUAAAGAUCCCUCGAUAUGGUAAGAAGAAAUUAAGUGAUUCUUAUAAUGUCUUCAUAACUUUUUUCGUGGUUCAGGGUGUACUUGAAGUUACACUAGCGGGUAAUACUUUUUUAACGACAGAAGGUUCAUCAUUUCAAGUUCCUGCUUUUAACGAAUAUGCCCUUGAAAAUAGAGGUAACAACGAAGUAAAAAUGUUCUUUACGCAAGUAACCAUUUCAAUAGAUGAACUACAGAAUGGUCAUUCUACUCACCAAAGUAGUGAUGAAGAAGAUAUGCAAUCUCAAUCACUUGAUGCGGGCGUCAACGAUAGCGGUAGCAGUAGCCAGGAUGAAGACACACUGACGACAACAAGGAAAAGUAACGAAAUCGCGUCAGCGAAAAGAAGUUCAUUAAGUAGCAUGAGCAUUUCUGAUAUCUAA
This is a messenger RNA of Zygosaccharomyces rouxii, 1791 nucleotides long. RefSeq names its product Mif2p (gene MIF2). Gene Ontology annotation, cellular component: kinetochore. The transcript has a single exon. The coding region runs from base 1 to 1791 and encodes 596 amino acids. NCBI's taxonomy places the organism in Eukaryota, Fungi, Ascomycota, Saccharomycetes, Saccharomycetales, Saccharomycetaceae. Gene Ontology annotation, biological process: kinetochore assembly; attachment of mitotic spindle microtubules to kinetochore; spindle attachment to meiosis I kinetochore. Gene Ontology annotation, molecular function: centromeric DNA binding. The record is from RefSeq and is a predicted model, not a curated record.